Molecule: messenger RNA, 4005 nt
Organism: Motacilla alba alba
Lineage: Eukaryota; Metazoa; Chordata; Aves; Passeriformes; Motacillidae
Gene: ALDH8A1
Product: aldehyde dehydrogenase 8 family member A1
Exons: 8
Coding region: 1339-2802 (487 amino acids)
Biological process (GO): retinoic acid metabolic process
Molecular function (GO): retinal dehydrogenase (NAD+) activity
Source: RefSeq, a predicted model, not a curated record
AAUUUCAGUUUUUCUCAUGUUAGUCAGUGCGGCCACUGCGCAUAAACAUUUCUUUCAUCCAGACUUAGUGCUCUUUUGAACAGAGGCUGACAGUUUAAUCUUGUGGUGUCUGCUAAAGCCAAAUUGUGCUGACUUAUGCCUGUAACUCCUUCCUGCUUUUCAGUAAUGGGGCUGAUGAAAGCUUCCAGCUGAAAGGAGGGUGCUUCUGCCACUGCCAGCUCAGGACAGACACACUUUACUACAACUUGGAAGUUAUGUUGGUAGGAAUUUUGAGAGGACCUCAGGUAUUUCAGGACCUGUAUGUGAGUGCAGAGUGGAGACAAUUUACCUUUGCCCAGAGUUAGUAGUGGGAGGCAGGAAAUGAAGUGCUUGCUCCAGAGCAUUGGGCUGUGGGGUUAACUGAAGUAAAGCUGUGUCCAGAGUAGUGAAGAACACAAAAAUGCUUUAGUUGUUAUUUAGUUCACAGUCCUGUAUGAUCUGUCCCUACUCUUCCCACAUGAUUUUUUUUGGUAGAUAACUUUUUUUGUACUUAGGUGCUUUAGCCCCAAUUCAGCAGCUACCUGCACUUGACCACAUUGAUGAAUUGUACUGUUGACUGAUUGCAUGGAUAUUUGUAGAAGUAUUAGCAAUGCUUUAUAUGGAAAUGACUUUUGUAAAAGCUUAUGAGUCUGAAAUACCUGAAAACUGUUACUGCCAAGUUUAUGAAAUACCAUUAUUUGUUAAGUCUUUUUAUAGACCAAAAAUUACACUUAAAUAUUUACCAGUUCCAACAUGCCACUGUGAAGGUUUUGGUGCCCUUGGAAUCUCUUGGAUUCCAGAGAUUUAUACUGCCAAGCUCCUACAUUGAACUGGUUCCACUUGAGCUUGCCUUCAAGCUUUGAAAAUGUUUAGGUUGCCCUUGAGUCAGGGGGCAGUUACAGUCUUCAGUUCUAAGACUUGCAUAAAUUCCUUACUGUUUAUGGACAAGGAGGUGUAAUACUGGGUGAACCUCCAAUAACUCUUCUCAUACAUGUUUGCAUUAAAUUUUGAGGCUCACUUUUCUGUGAUGACUGAAAAGCUACUGCAUGCUUUCCCAGUUUGCAGCUUGGGAGAAGCAGAGGUAUUACAUAAUCCAGUUUCAACGUGACUGCACUACCUUUCAACACAGAUUUGAACUCUGCCCAGAGGUGCCACUUGGUUGAAGCAUAAAUGAUCUGUUGUUGUGCAAUGGAAGCAUAUCACCUUUCUGCAAUCAAAAUAUGAUUGCAUGUUGAUCCACGUGAAACUUGAUGGCUUGCCAGUUGUCUAGGAUGCAAAACCUUCUUAAACUCCUGACUGAGGUGAAGCAAGCAGCCAACAAUGGCUCACUCAAAGGCUCUCUUAGUGCUGGAAAACUUCGUAGGUGGCAAAUUUGUUCCUUGUUCCUCCUACAUAGACUCCUAUAAUCCAUCCACUGGAGAUGUCUAUUGCAGGGUUCCAGACAGUGGCAAAGAAGAGGUGGAAGCUGCUGUCAAAGCUGCCAAAGAUGCCUUCCCAAUUUGGUCCUCAAAAAGUCCAUUGGAAAGAUCUCAGAUCCUGAACAAAUUGGCAGACCUGAUUGAACAUGACCUGGAAGCGUUUGCACAAGCAGAGUCAAAGGAUCAGGGAAAAACGAUUACAUUUGCCAGAACAGUGGACAUCCCUCGGGCUGUGCACAACUUCCGAUUCUUUGCCUCUUCCAUCCUUCAUCACGUCACAGAGUGCACCGAAAUGCCAACCAUGGGCUGUGUGCACUACACCUCGAGGGCACCUGUGGGAGUUGCUGGUUUAAUCAGUCCUUGGAAUUUGCCACUGUAUUUGUUGACUUGGAAAAUAGCUCCUGCCAUUGCAUGUGGAAAUACUGUGGUUGCCAAGCCAAGUGAGAUGACAUCUGUCACAGCCUGGAUGAUGUGCAAACUCUUGGAGAAAGCAGGGGUGCCUCCUGGGGUGGUGAACAUCGUGUUUGGAACAGGGGCCAAGGCAGGAGAAGCCCUGGUGUGCCACCCCGACGUGCCUCUGAUCUCCUUCACGGGCAGCACGCUGACGGCCCAGCGGAUCACGGAGAGAAGCGCUCCACACUGCAAGCGGCUCUCGCUGGAGCUGGGGGGCAAAAACCCCGCCAUCAUCUUCGAUGAUGCUGACUUGAGCCAGUGCAUCCCCACCACAGUGAGGUCCAGCUUUGCCAACCAGGGUGAGAUCUGUCUCUGCACUUCCAGGAUCUUUGUUCAGAGGGGAAUAUACAGUGAGUUUUUGAAGAGGUUUGUGGCAGAGGCCAAGAAGUGGAAGACUGGGAAUCCCUCAGAUCCUACAAUUGAUGUGGGAGCACUAAUAAGUAAAGAGCAUCUAGAAAAGGUAAGGACCUACGUGAAGAAAGCCCAGGCUGAAGGAGCCAGAGUCCUCUGCGGAGAGGGAGUAGAUCCUUUGGCCCUCCCACCUGGCAACCAGAAAGGCUAUUUCAUGUUGCCCACAGUUAUUGCUGAAGUCAAGGAUGAAUCUUGUUGCAUGCAAGAAGAGAUCUUUGGUCCUGUGACAUGUGUGGUAGCAUUUGAUACAGAAGAGGAGGUGAUCAGAAGAGCCAAUGGUGUGAAAUACGGCUUGGCAGCCACAGUGUGGUCCAGCAAUGUGGGACGUGUUCACAGGGUGGCACACAGGCUGCAGGCUGGAUUGGUGUGGACCAACUGCUGGCUUGUGAGAGAUCUGAACUUGCCAUUUGGUGGGAUGAAAGCCUCAGGCAUAGGCAGGGAGGGAGCAAAGGAUUCCUACGAGUUCUUCACUGAGGUCAAAACCAUCACGAUAAAGCACUGACAUAUGUUAACAGAAGUAUUUUAGAGUGAAAUAAAUGACAGCAAUUUGAAUUAUCAAAAAUGGCUCCUUAGAAUACAGGCUGCUAUUGUGGUCAUUCCUUUCUUGAACUUUGGUCAAGUAGCAUCAAUGACCGCUGAAAACGAUCAUCCCAAAUGCUAAUGUUAAAGUCAGUUUUUCGUGUUGGAUGAGAAGUCAGUUUCUUGUGUUGUGAUGAACAAUCAACCCAUCCCAAGCCAGAUGACUUCCCUGUCUUACAGAUCCUAAAUCUUUUUGAUAUUUUUGAUAAUCCUGCCUCAAAAAUCUGUCCCUUUAAGGCAAAUUGGAAAAAGAGUAUAUGACAGUAUCUCUGGUUUGUGAAUUACCUUGAGGGACAAAGUAGCAAGCACAUGGUGAGACUGAUAUUGUAAAGCAGAAUCAACUCAUUUGCACUCUAAACAGUGUGGUCCACGCAUCCACACAUAUUGCACUUCGCUGAUAUCAGACAAGGAUUGAUACUACACUACGCUGAGAGCCUAAGGAACUACCUUUAACCAAGUAGCUUUAAACCGUGGGGUCAUAACAUUUUCUUGAUAUUCAUGGAGACAAUAAAUGUUUUAAUUAUAACCUUCUUUAUGGUAGGGAGCUGAAUCAUCCUAAUACCUGCUCUCUGACUAUUUUGAAAUUAAAGCCUUUUGCCACUUCAGGACCUCAGUGAUGGUGGUUUUUACAUCCCUGCACAGAAAUAUUGGCUGCAUCACAAACAGCGUCACUCUUCAUUAAGAGAACCCAGAAUUUACUCCUGAGAGAAUGAACUGUUGGACAUGUUUCUCACCAAAAUAUAAAACUACUUCCAACUCUUCCUCAUUUGUUUGCAGAGAUUUUUUUAAUCAGGUAACUCACAAACUUAUUUGCUUUCAACAAAAAGAGAAACAGAGUUGGAUACACCUCCACAUCUCUGGAUGCCACCUGUUUGGAGGGCAGACCUAGCAGCCAGGAUGGAACUGUGGGCAUUUGAUGGAUUUGGUACAAGAAACUCCAGUUGAAGGCAUGUUAAGGAAAUAUGUAAAAAUGAUAGGCUUAGUGAAUUGAUGCAUUCUGAGGAAGCAUUUUAUUUUAAAAAUGCUGAAGUCUAUUCAUGACCAUGUGGUGGCAGCAGAACACCUGCUUUGGUAUGUUUAAUCCCCAGUCACUCAGCUGGGAGGGGAAUAAACAGCUAUAUCAGUG